GUAUCAUCAAUGAUCAAACAUGCUUCAUUUCUAUUUUCUGUGUCUGUGGUUCUUGUCUCAGGGAUAUUCAUACGGUUGAUAACUUGUUAAAUAAUUUUAUUUACCUUUUAUGCAAACAUAAUAAUUUUUGUAAUGAUCAUUUAAAUAUAGUGAACCGGAGUGAGAUUUUGAGAAAUGUUAUAUAUAAAGUCAUAAUGGAUCCAAGAAUGUGUAGAAAAAUCAGUAGUAGUGAAAGUCUUCCGGACGCCGAUAAUGUGGAGUUUGAGGUAUCAAACGUCAUUGCACCGCAAGAGAGCGAUGAUAAUUUUAUGCUGGAAGGUAGUCCCGAGCCACACUCCGUGACAUGGCUCCACGACGAUGAAAUAGAAGAUUUAGAUCCACCCAAUUUCUACUUCAAUAGAGUGGACAGCGCCGACAUAAUUUAUAGGAGCAAAAAGAAAAAAUGUAAAAUGGUAGGCAAGUACGUUAUGGGAGACGUGUUAGGGGAGGGCUCCUAUGGGAAAGUCAAGGAGAUGUUGGACUCUGUGACAUUGUGCAGGCGGGCGGUCAAAAUCCUUAAGAAACGGAAGUUAAGAAGGAUCCCAAAUGGGGAGCAGAAUGUGCAAAGAGAGAUACAGUUACUGCGAAUACUUAGACAUAAAAAUGUGAUAGAACUAGUCGACGUUAUAUUUAAUGAUGAGAAGCAGAAGAUGUACCUUGUAAUGGAGUUUUGUGUUGGAGUGCUACAGGAUAUGUUAGAAUCGAGUCCUGGUAAAAAGUUUCCGCAGCGACAAGCCCACGAUUACUUCACACAGCUUCUGGACGGCUUGGAGUACUUACACGGGCAGGGCGUGGUGCAUAAGGAUAUCAAGCCGGGAAACUUACUACUCACGUUGGACCAAACGCUUAAGAUAACCGACUUCGGUGUUGCUGAGGCGUUAGAUAUGUUUUCUCCCGAGGACACGUGCUAUACAGGGCAAGGCUCCCCGGCCUUCCAACCGCCAGAAAUAGCCAACGGAGCUGAGCAGUUCUCCGGAAUCAAAGUAGAUAUUUGGAGCAGUGGGGUCACUUUAUACAACAUGACGACGGGGCGGUACCCGUUCGAGGGCGACAACGUGUACCGGCUGCUGGAGGCGAUCGGCCGCGGCUGGCCGGCGCCGCCGCUCCGCGUGGUGGGCGCGUCGCUGGGCGCGCUGCUCACGGCCAUGCUGGCGCGCGACCCCGCGCUGCGCCCCGGCGUGCACGACAUCCGCAGGCACGCUUGGGUGCAGUCGCGGCCGCCGCUGGAGCCGGGCGAGCGGCUCGUGAGUCCGCGCUCGCGGCGGUCGGACGAGCUGCACAACUCCACCGUCAUACCCUACCUCGUCGAGCGGCACUACCCUCCCCUCCGAGAGUACUUCACCGAGAGGGACUUGAGGCAUGAGCUGUGCUCGGGCGGGUCGCGCACGCUGUCGACGGCGGAGCUGUCGGAGGGCGAGUCGUCGCACAAGCGGCGCUGGCACUCGUCGUGCGGCCGCCUGCCGUCGUGCCGCCUCACGUGAUGCUCGCCCGCGCGACACAUGUUCAGCUUAUAACGUUGGCUGUACGCCCACUUCUAUUCCCUCUCCGUCUUCAAAAUUACUCUGUGGUCGCCUUUUAAGGUUGUUCCGUUCUGCCCGCUCUACAAACGCGGUCAUAUAUUUUCCUGACGCCCCGAACUCGGUGGUCUCGUAUUUCUCAAUAGUUGCAUGUAUGUUGUAACGUGUCGCAAAUGUCACAGGUGGCGAAGAGUUUCCCUAUUUUUGUAAACUUUUUUCACGCUCUCCGCUGUUGUCGAAGUGUUUGCGUGUUUGAAAUGAAAAUGAUAGCUUCCAGCGCGUGUUAGCGUUUGUUUCCGUGAAGUAACUUCACUUCGUGUCACCACGUGUUUUACAAAUAAUACAUAUUUUAAAGU
Messenger RNA from Manduca sexta (tobacco hornworm), 1912 nucleotides. Its product is annotated as serine/threonine-protein kinase STK11. NCBI's taxonomy places the organism in Eukaryota, Metazoa, Arthropoda, Insecta, Lepidoptera, Sphingidae. Gene Ontology annotation, biological process: establishment of cell polarity; glucose homeostasis; intracellular signal transduction. Gene Ontology annotation, cellular component: cytoplasm. The record is from RefSeq and is a predicted model, not a curated record. Gene Ontology annotation, molecular function: protein serine/threonine kinase activity; ATP binding; protein kinase activator activity.